Molecule: messenger RNA, 5919 nt
Organism: Aedes aegypti (yellow fever mosquito)
Lineage: Eukaryota; Metazoa; Arthropoda; Insecta; Diptera; Culicidae
Product: proteasome-associated protein ECM29 homolog
Exons: 9
Coding region: 149-5746 (1865 amino acids)
Biological process (GO): proteasome assembly
Cellular component (GO): cytoplasm; nucleus
Molecular function (GO): molecular adaptor activity
Source: RefSeq, a predicted model, not a curated record
AUGUUUCUGACGUUUUGCUUUGUUGCAGAAAGGAAAACAAAACACUUUCCGCGACAAAUUCGCAAAGUUUUGUGCAAAUUUCCGCAUUUUCUUGUGAAAAUUAAUUAGUUAUACCGUAAAAGCAGUAAUUAAACGUAGGUGAACAACCAUGGGAUCAAAUCCGCAAGAAGAAUUGGAACUGCUGGAGCGUGUCCUGCUGCGUUUGGGCUGUGCCGACACGGACGAGCAGCUGCAGAACACGGUGACCAAGUUCCUGACGCCGGUGCUGAUCAAGAUCACCUCCCCUUCGGAAGCGGUCCGCAAGAAGGUGAUGGAAAUCCUGACGCACAUCAACAAGCGGCUCAAGUCCCGGAAUCAGAUCCAGCUGCCGCUGGGGCCCCUGCUGCAGCAGUACCAGCAGUCCAGUUCGACGUUUUUGAUUAAUUUUGCAAUCAUCUACGUGACGAUGGGAUUCCCUCGGCUAACGGUGGAGGAACAAACGGAAAUGGCUCCGCAGCUGAUGAACUGCUUAGAGGGAAAGCCAGAGCCGCAUCAAGACAAAAUCUUGAUGCUGGUGCUUCCCCUGUUGGGAGAGAUAAAAAUCCCAGAGAAUCCUGAAAAUCGUUCGGAAUUACUAGGUCUGUCGGGAAAACCGCACACCAAGCAACAGUUACUAUCCAUUUUGAUGGACGUUCUGCUGUUACCGUACGGAACUACUCAAGACGGUGAGGUCCCCCCUGGGAUGAGUACCUAUUCCUUCAAACGGGUUACGACCGAGCAACUGAAGGCGGAAGAGUUGGAACAGCUAAAGAAGGGCAUCGUGCGGUUUCUGUGCGCAGGGAUCUUCCCCGAGACUGAAAUGUUGGCGCAUUUGAUUGUGGCAUCGGCGGAUACGCGAUUCUCGGUGGCCACCCCGGCCAUUGUGGAGCUGAAUAAGAUUUGCUCGUCACUCGAUUGGACGGAUCCGAAGCUGUCGGCUCCACUUUACACUUUGUUCUCGGGAAAUGGUUCCAAAAUUCCGGAUCGCAAGACGAGUCCCGUGAGCACCAGAGUCCGGCAGAAGUUGUUCCAACAUUUGCUCAAGUGUCGUGGCAAUGGAAUUAUCACCGCCAAGGGGAUCCAGGUCAUCUUCGAAGCGUUGUUCGGGGAAAAUACCAACCAAAAGUGCAAGGUUCUGGCUCUCCAAUUUGCGGAAAAGUUGAUCACCAAUGGACAACCCGAAUUGAUCAACAAGCUGUCCAAGGUGCUGUUGACUGGAAUUUCCAAGCUGAUCGGUACAUCAUCGGAGGAGGUGAACGAAGUCCAAAAUGCGGCCUACAACGCCUUGGCUCAACUGGCAAUCGUGUGUCCAACGACGGUCAAUCAGGAUGUUCAGCUGGUGGCUUCCUAUUUCGAUCAUCUCUUGCAGGCUCCGGUGGAGUUACAUUCCUCUAUUCGAGAAGCACUGGUAGCUGUGGCUCAAGCGUUCGACUGGCGCAAGCAACCCAAGGGUGUGGCUGGGAACUCGGAAUUACCCAAAGGAGAAAAUGAUCACGUAAUGACUGCCAAUGGUAGGUUUAUUCCAAACUCCAAUCAAAUUCUUCUAUUAGGAUUGCUUGGCGAGAAAGCCGAAUCCAAGUUGACGAUCGUGCAGAACGUGGCUUCGGUGUUCUUGAUGACUUGCUUUCCGGAUUAUUACGUCCCCUCGCGAUAUCUACUACUGAUCAUCUGUGGCCAAAGCGCACAGCUUCGUGAAAUGAUGACAACCUAUCUGUAUGGAGUGUCAAAGAAAGAUCACAUCAACUACGGUUCGAUCAUCUCCGUAGAUGAUUUCAAGGAAGACACGUCCGAUAACGAAUCUAAGAACCCAUUUUCCGCUACCAACGAGCCCAAGAAAAUUGUUCUGCCCUGCUUCCGGGAUAUGGCCGAAUACGUCGCGAUGAAGUCCGAUCGAAAGACCGCCACGAUCAUGGAUCGCCCCGGAUACGGAAAGAUCAAACUUCCUUACAACUUUGAUACCUAUAUUGAAGUGUUGGAUUACCUCAGGAUUUGUCUUCUGUUCAACGCUGGAGUGAAUACUCAUCCCAAUGACGACAAAGAACUGAUCAAGUUGACAGGAUUCCUUAAACAUUUCGUUACGGAACCGGGCAACAUAGAUGUCAUUCUCAAAUACAACGAUCUGAUCCGCAGGUUGAUCAUCGUUCGUAAGGGUAUCACUGAAUUGACCUGCCUGUACGACCUUGUGAACGGAAUCCCGGAAGUCCUUGCCUCCGAAAACAAAGACCUUCUCAACACUCUCAGUGCAUCACUGAAGGAAAUCUCCGAGCCCACUCGAGCCCUCAUCGCCAAGGUCUAUGGAGUCUUGUUGGCCUAUAACAGUGACGAACCCGAGCUGGAAACCCAAGUCAAGGAUCUCUUAGCUCUCGCCAACAAAUCUCUCGAAAACCGCCACGGCUCUAUCCUGGCCGCAUCGAACGCCAUCCACCGCAAGCUCCUCCUCACCCCUGCUCUCCAGAACUGGCAAGUCUACAAGGACCUUGUCAAUCUCCUAAUAUCCCUUCUGAACGAUCAACAGUCCCUUCUCCAAUCCGCCUCCAUCAAAAGCCUCAGUCUGAUCGGUUCCACCUCUCAACUUCCUCUCGCGCCAACGCCCCCGGAAAACAAAAUGGACUCGGACACAGAAUCCCCCACCAAAUCCUCCCUGUUCAAAUCCCUUAUGACCCUGCUCCAAAGUGGCCACACCAAAGCCAAGAUCCGCGAGGACAUCGCCCACUGUCUGGGCUACCUCGCCGUAGGCGAUCCGGACUUCUUCGCCAAACGUCUCCUGGAAGGUUUCCUCGGGCUGCUCAAAAUGACCAAGGACCCGGCUCUGCACAUCGCCAUGGGCCAAGCGUUGGUCUACACCCUUCAGGGCCUGUCCAGCGGUGAACGCCAGGCGGACCAGGACUCGCAGGGCAACGUAAGUGACGAGAUGCUCACCUGGUUCCUGAUCGAGCUGGUCCGAAAGGUUAACGAACCGCACGCCUAUCUGAAACAGGCGUGUGCCAUCUGGCUGCUGGCGAUCGUCAAGAACUGCAGCAAGCGCAAACCGAUCGUGGACAACCGGCAGAUUCUGCAGCUGGCGUUGACCGAUUUGCUUUCGGAGGAUAACGAACUGGUUCAGGAUGUGGCGUCCCGUGGGUUGGGCAUUGUGUUCACGUUGUCUAGCAAUGACAGUCAGGAGGAACUGUCCAACUUGCUGCUAGACCAGUUGAUCGGUGGCAGACGGCAAGUGCAAAAGGUGACGGAGGAUACCAAGCUGUUCGAGGAAGGAAUGCUGGGAAAGGCUCCGACGGGCGGUAACCUGACGACCUACAAGGAACUGUGCAGCCUGGCCUCGGACCUGAACCAACCGGAGAUGAUCUACCAGUUUAUGCAACUGGCGAACCACAACGCCACCUGGAACAGCAAACUGGGUGCCGCCUUCGGGCUGCAGUCGAUCUCGAAAACGGCAAAACUGAAGAUGGAACCCUACCUGGGAAAGAUCGUCCCUCGUCUAUUUCGCUACAAGUACGACCCCACGCCCAAGAUCCAGAACUCGAUGAUCAGCAUCUGGGACUCGGUGGUUAGCGAUUCGAAGGCCACGGUCGAGGCGUACUAUUGGGACAUUUUGGACGAUGUGAGCAAGAAUCUGACGUCGCCGGAGUGGAGGACACGAAUUGCUUGUUGUUUGGCCGUGAGAGACCUGAUCAAGCGCAACGCCGGGUUGAAGCUGCGAUCGGAUGAUGCAAAGAAGAAUGGAGGGGAACGGAUGGAGGUGGAUGAUAAGGGCGUACCGGAACCAGAGUUGGCGUUUUUGUGGAGUCAGCUGUUUAGGGUGAUGGAUGAUAUCCACGAAGGAACGAGAAUGGCCGCUGAAGGAACGGCAAGUGCGUUGAGUAAGGUUUGCGUGGUGGCGGCGUCCAGCGAUCAUAGUAAAUCGGGACUGAAUGUGGCCAGCUCGAUCAUUCCGCUGUUUUUGGAGCAAGGAGUGACUCAUACGGUGGCGGAGAUUAGGAAGUUGAGUAUUAAGACUUUGUCGGACUUGAUCGAUUCGGCUGGAUCGUUGAUUCUGCCGCACUUGACCAGCUUGGUUCCGUGUUUGUUGCAAGCUACGGGAGAGCUAGAUUCUGCCAAGUUGUCCUACCUUUCGACGAUGAUGGCUGGACAGUCGGGAACGCAAGAAGUGGUGGAUUCGAUGAGAGCGGAAGCUGCCAAGCAGCACUACACCAUGGAGACGUUGUCGAAGUGCAUCAGGCACAUCGAUUACGAAACUCUGGAGAAGAUGACUCCGGCCGUUUUGGACGUCAUCAAAACUGGUGUCAAUUUGGGAACGAAGGUUGCCUGUGCACACUUUAUCUGCUUGGUAAGCAUUCACCUAGGAUCGCAAAUGCAACCCUUGACCGGGAAGUAUUUGGGGUCGUGUUUCACUGGGCUGUCUGAUCGAAAUGCGACGGUUCGGAAAUAUUUCGCUUCAGCGAUCGGUCACUUGAUCGGCGCGGCCAAAGAACAGUCAAUCAUGCGAUUGUUUGCAAAGCUUCAGGAACUGUACUUUGAACAGCAGUCGAACAGGGCAGUACCUCUGACGAUCCAGGCGAUCAACAAGCGACACCAGGAGGUAUUGAAGGACUACUCUUCAAAUAUUCUACCGUUGAUGUUCUUUGCCAUGCACGAAGAGGUCACCGAAGAUAACAAAGCAACGAUAGAAUUAUGGCAGGAGCUGUGGCACGACAUCAACACCGGAGAUGCUGGAUUGAGGAUGAAUCUGGACGUUAUCCUGCAGAUAUUGGAGAGUAAGUUGAACGAUCCAUCGUGGUUGCUAAAAGCCCAGGCAGGAAACGCCAUCAAUACACUUGCAACGAAACUCAAUACCAAUCUGGAUGAUGCAGUGCGUUUGAAGUUGAUCGAUUUGAUCUUGAUGAAUGUCUCUGGACGGACAUUCAAGGGGAAAGAAAAGCUUCUCCAUGCAUUGGCUAGUUUAUGUAAAAAUCUGAAAAAAGACACGAAUCACUACGUCCAGAUCAUCGACGCCGUUAUGAAAGAAUGUCGCAAAGAGGACCCUGUCUACCGAACGCACGCCUUGAAAGCUUUGGGCAAUAUACUGGACGAGUUGAAGGAGGACCGUUUUGAAGAGGUCUACAACAUGGUCUGGCAUAUUCUGGACAAGCAGGAUCUUUCGGACGGCGACAAAGACGACAAGGACGUUGUGUCGUCCGACGAGAAGAACAAGCAGAUGUUAAUCUUUGUCAAUUUGAAGGAAACGGUUUGCGAAACGCUGGGCAAAGCCUGGCCGGAGCAUUCGAUAGAGACGCAAAAGCGCUACCAGGUGAUGUUCGUCGAGAAGUGCGUUCAAUGUCUGAAGCUGAACACCAGACAGGUGCAGAUGUGCUUGUUGCAAGCGUUGGGCAGGUUCUUGGAGAGGUUACAUCUGUUUAAGACGCAGGGAGGCAAUCAGGUAGAAGAGAAUAGGGAGAAGAAAGCGAAGGUCGAUUCGGAGGGCGGUGAGAUUCUGGAGAACAUCUGCAAGACUGUCUUGUCGGCGAUUGUCGAUGUGGCAGGAAUCCCCCACACCGGACUGAAGAAGGAAGCGCUCAACAUCAUGUUGAUCUUGAUCAACAAGCUCAAAGCGAAGGAACCGACGACGGCGACGGCCGGCACGGAAAUGGCGAUGGUUCGUCAGACUUUCGAGCAGAUUGCGUCCUUGUUGCAGAAGGACGCAGCCCCGGAAGUCAAGUGUAGACUGAAGGAUAUCGAAGAUAAGCUUAAGUAAUUCCUAGUAGGUGCGUUUUGAACGACGACGAUUUGACGUAAGUAUGGCGCAACUCUUUGGUCUGAAUUAUGUAGUAUUCCCCCCAAGUGUGUGUGCUCUCAAUUACUUAACAUUUGCAAAUAAUCGGAUGACCAUUCAUCUCAAUAAAUAUAAUCAAGGAUUGUGAAUUCUAA